Drosophila navojoa is the source of this 1415-nucleotide messenger RNA. It is a transcript of the gene nau, whose product is annotated as myogenic-determination protein nautilus. NCBI's taxonomy places the organism in Eukaryota, Metazoa, Arthropoda, Insecta, Diptera, Drosophilidae. Gene Ontology annotation, molecular function: protein dimerization activity; RNA polymerase II cis-regulatory region sequence-specific DNA binding; DNA-binding transcription factor activity, RNA polymerase II-specific. Gene Ontology annotation, biological process: positive regulation of myoblast differentiation; muscle organ development; regulation of transcription by RNA polymerase II. The record is from RefSeq and is a predicted model, not a curated record.
GUCAGCCAAAUGUGUUGCGUUUGUUGCGGGCGUCGGUUCGUCUCGUUCACGUUCGCGUUCGCCUUUGUCUUUGCUUUCGCCUUUCCGUGUCCGUCUUCGUCUCCGUUUGCAUACUCGAAAGAUUGCCGUGGAGUGAAGUGAAGUGCAGUGAAGGAUCAUCAAAGUGCUUUUAAUUAUGACCAAAUACAAUAAUGCGAACGGCAUGUUGACGGGCGCGAUUGCGACCAAUGACAGCGCCAUCAAACAGGAAUAUAUCGGCUAUCUACAGCAAACAAAUUCAACGGGCUUUCGCUACAACAACAACAGUAACAACGACGACAACAUUAACCACCUGACACACGGAAAUAUGCAUCAGAAUCCACACCAGACACUUCAGCAUUUCUUCAGCCGCUUCAAUGCCGUCGGCGAUGCCAGCAGCGCCGCCUGCAGCUUCGGCAAUAGGAAUCACCAAACCACAGAGGGCAGCAAGCAGCUCUCCAUGACAUCUUCGCCCAUAUACACCACGGACUACGACGACGAGGAUAGCAGCCUGAGUUCCGAGGAGCAUGUGCUGGCGCCUCUUGUCUGUGCCUCGGCCCAGUCCUCGCGUCCUUGCCUCACGUGGGCCUGUAAGGCGUGCAAGAAGAAGAAUGUCACCGUGGAUCGACGCAAGGCGGCGACCAUGCGAGAGCGACGGCGUCUGAGAAAGGUUAACGAGGCCUUUGAGAUCUUGAAGCGUCGCACAUCAUCCAAUCCCAAUCAGCGCUUGCCCAAGGUUGAGAUCUUGCGCAAUGCCAUCGAAUAUAUCGAGAGUCUGGAGGAUCUGCUGCAGGAAUCCACGCCCACUCGCGACGGCGACAAUCUGGCGCCCAGUUUAAGCGGCAAGAGCUGCCAGUCCGAUUAUCUGAGCUCCUAUGCGGGCGCGUAUCUGGAGGAUAAGCUCAUCUUUUACAACAAGCACAUGGAGAAAUAUGGACAAUUCGCGGAUUUCGAUGCCAGCGCCAGUGCGAAUGGCUCCAGUUUGGAUUGCCUCAAUCUCAUUGUGCAGAGCAUCAAUAAGAGCACAACGAAUGCUGUACAGAUGACAGCAGCCGCCAGUAAAGUCACCACCGCUGUCACCACCAACAGCGCCAGCAGCACCAGCACCACCAACACCACCACAAGCACAGCAACAGGCAAACGCAGCACCUCCUCGUUGAACGCCAACUUCAAGCAGAAAUGUAGCACCUAGCAUUAGCAUUAGGAUUAUUGGACUCAUUCAUGAGGCCAGACUAGUUAAAUGUAAAGUUAAUCUUAAGAGACAGCCACAGGAUACGCGCUAUACCCCAAAGGACACACCAAAUGCCAGUGAACAUAUGUAGAACUAGUUUAGUAAUUUUUUUUUAGCUCUAGCAACUACUUAAUUAAAGACUACAAAUAAAGCAGACUUAAGCACG